Molecule: messenger RNA, 828 nt
Organism: Diabrotica virgifera virgifera (western corn rootworm)
Lineage: Eukaryota; Metazoa; Arthropoda; Insecta; Coleoptera; Chrysomelidae
Exons: 3
Coding region: 1-828 (275 amino acids)
Molecular function (GO): nucleic acid binding; zinc ion binding
Source: RefSeq, a predicted model, not a curated record
AUGGCAGAGAAUCAGGCGGUACCAAAUGGGAGCCACGUGCUUGCCAACAUGGCAACAGUAUCAGCUCCUUCUGAGUUUAAUUUCUCCCUUCCAGGAUCAUGGAAUCAGUGGAAAAAGAGGUUACAAAGAUAUAUGUCGGUUAGCGGUUUUAUAGACAAACCAGAAGUUGAAAAAAUUGAUAUGCUAAUGUAUCUAAUGGGGGCAGAAGCAGAGGAAAUUAUAACUCAAUUUAAUCUAACACCCGCACAGCAAUUCAACACACGUAGUCAACAGCCAGGGGAGUCGGUGGAUGCAUAUAUCACUGAACUUCAUAGCCUUGCAGAGCAUUGUAGUUAUGGGGCUCUAAAAGAUGAGUUAAUAAGAGACAGCAUAGUAGUAGGAGUUUUAGAUGUAAAAGUAAGCGAGAGGUUACAACUCCAAAAGAAUCUAACAUUAGGGGAAGCUGUAUUAACAGUACGUCAAGCCGAGCUGCAGAAUUCUCAAAACAAGAUUCUUAGGCAAGAACGAGUACAAGAAGUAGCUACGGUCAAUGCACACAGAGGUAACUACUGGUCACAAUCACAAGCAGAACCAAAUAAAUAUGGACAACAGAACCCACAGGGGAAAUCCAACACAAACUACAAAUGUACAUACUGUAGGGUACCAAGCUGCAACAGCAGAGAAAGAUGUCCAGCAAAAGAUAGUCGUUGUCGAUUAUGUGGAAAGAAAGGACAUUGGCAAGCUAGGUGUAGAUCCGGCAGGAAUGUAAGAGUAGUUGAAGGUCAAAACUGUGCUGAAAGUGAGGUAGGAAUAGAAAAUGAAAUCGAAAACUUAAAGGUGCUGAUGUAA